This is a messenger RNA of Penaeus vannamei (Pacific white shrimp), 2269 nucleotides long. NCBI's taxonomy places the organism in Eukaryota, Metazoa, Arthropoda, Malacostraca, Decapoda, Penaeidae. The record is from RefSeq and is a predicted model, not a curated record.
UGGCAACUGAACCAGGCCGGUAGAAGUAGGUAAGGAUGUGAUGAUGACAGUCAGUGAUUCCCCAGAGAGCGAGAGGAUUGUGCUGACCAGCUCCCAGUCUCGGCCAGUUAUGCGUCGGAAUUCAGCGACAACACUCCCCAUGUGGGCGGCGGCGAUCCUGUGCCUGGCGGGCGUGAUGGGCGGCCCCAACAGAGUUCGUAGACAGGCUGUUGUUGAUACGUCUCACAUCAGCGACAACGAGUUCCUCUGCCUUCUGGAGGGGAACUGCAACGCGAACCCUCCGCCUCCCUCGUCUGGUUGCACGUGCGUCAAGUGGUGGAAUUGCAAGGACGUUCCGCGAGGCAACGAAGGCGGCAUUUUAGCGGUGGUGGACGUCAGGAUCGAGGCCGCGUGCCCCAACGACGCCAGCGCCAUCUGCUGCGACAACGUGAUGGAGGCGCCCCCCCCGACGGAGCGGCCGACGGUGCAGCCGGCGAGGAUCACGGACUGCGGGAGGAGGAACGAGCAGGGUGUCGUCGUCAACUUCAAGGGCUUUACGGACCGCCAGGCCCAGUUCGGGGAAUUCCCCUGGAUGGCCGCGGUGCUGCGCCGGGGGAGACCCAACCUCCCCGAGUACGUGUGCGGAGGGUCGCUCGUUCACCCGCGUGUCAUCCUCACCGUCGCUCAUCACGUACGCAACGUCUCUGGAUCUCCAUCCAUCCUCCCUUCAGCGAGAAGGGGGAAUCUCAUCGUCCGGCUGGGCGAGUGGGACUUCCAGAAUCCCUCCGAGGCGAUCCCCCACCAGGACAUCCGCGUCAGCCGCAUCAUCAUCCACCCGCAAUACACUCCCGGGGACCAGUACAACGCGCUCCUCCUCCUGCUGGCGGAUGAAGCCCAACUUGGGUCCACCGUCAGCACCAUCUGCCUCCCGCCGCGCCGUCCCACUCCGGGUGGGGCAAGACACUUCGGCGAGGGACAGUACCAGCAGAUCCUGAAGUCCAUCGACCUGCCGAUGGUGAGGCACGACCAGUGCGAGCGAGCGCUGAAGACGAGUCCGCGUCUGAGUCCCAACUUCUUCCUGCACCCGUCCUUCGUGUGCGCCGGAGGAGAGCCCAAUAAGGACGUCUGCACCGGCGACGGAGGGUCCCCGCUGGUGUGCCCAAUGCCGGGAGAUCCCUCGCGUUAUGUCCAGGUUGGCGUCGUCGCCUGGGGUCUUGGGUGUGGGCAAGCCGGGAUGCCAGGAGUCUACGCGUCCGUGAGCCAAGCUUCUGAGUGGAUUAUGAACACCAUUCAGCAAAACACGGGAUUCGACUUGAGGCUUGGGAAAUAAGGGACUCUCCUGCCGUUGUUCUUGCUUGCUUGCUUUCUUUUUUGAUUGGUCCUUAUUCCGUAUUUAUUAUCCUUCCUUUGGGAAAUGAGGAGCCAUCCCUACAUUGCUUUUUUUCUGCAUUUAUCACUCUUUGCUGUUCUUGCCUUCUUUUUGGGAAGAAACUGCUCUUACUCCUUAUUACUUAUUUUGUUUUGUUUUUUUGUAAAAUAAGUAAGAAAUUAUUCCCUUAUUCUCUUUAGUCCUUGUUGCUUGCUUACCACUUAAUUUUGGGGCAAAAAGGAACUUUCUGUUUUUACCUUUUUACUUCUUAUCAUAACCUCUUGAUAACUUUGAUUUAUUCCAUAUUUUAACCCUUUUCGAUCCCCUUUUCUGCAAUUUCGCAAGUAAUAAUAAUUUCCAGUCAGUAAAUUAUGCUCAAAUAUAUGGAAUCCAUAUAAUCUCGUCUUUUUUUUUUAAGUGAUAAUAGAUGGGUUGAAAAAUACUGUGGAUUUAUCAAACCACCUUUGAGUGAAUGCAACUUGUAUGAAUUUUACACGAAUAUCGGAAAAGCAGGGGACAAUGUGUCAAUCAUGCAUACAAUAGAUCUGUUAUGACAAAAUAAUGUUCCUUGUCAAACCCAAUCAUACGCUCUGUACGCCGGUGAGACAACAUACUGUACGUUUAUGUAUGUCUGGAUUAUCCUAUUCAUUAUGUUAUUCAUAGUAAUAAUUUUUGCAACUCUAUUUCUGUGUUUUUCUCUUUGUCUCUCUACAAACAUAUACACAAAUUCAUUAACACACACACGCACACACAUACAUACACACGUUUGUAUAUAUUUAUGUAUGUAUGUGUACAUGCAUAGAUACGUAAGCAUACGUGCAUACAUAUGCUUUCUGUUAUUAUGUUUGUUUCUGUGUCUUCUUUCCCCUUCAGACUUUUUUAUAAAAAGACAAUGAUGAUAAUAAAGAUAAAUCAUAUAUU